UGCAGGCUGGUGGGUGUCAGUGCUGCAGCUGAUGUUUAGUUUGAGAGCGAGAGGGAAGAAUUCUUCUGUAUAAAAAUGAUUUCUCUCACUGACUCCCAGAAGAUCGGGAUGGGGUUAACAGGGUUUGGGGUGUUCUUCCUGUUCUUUGGGAUGAUACUGUUUUUUGACAAAGCACUUCUUGCUAUUGGAAACAUCCUCUUUGUAGUUGGCUUAGCUUUUGUGAUCGGACUGGAGAGGACUUUCAGAUUCUUCUUCCAAAAACACAAAAUUAAAGCUACCAGCUUCUUCCUUGGGGGCGUAUUCAUAGUGCUAAUUGGAUGGCCAAUUGUUGGAGUGGUUUUAGAGUUUUAUGGCUUUUUUCUGUUAUUCAGGGGGUUCUUUCCAGUGGUUGUUGGCUUCAUCAGAAGGAUACCCAUCCUUGGCUACUUGUUGAAUUUGCCAUUUAUUAGUGGGUUUGUGGACAGUGUGGGAGACAGCAACAGCAUGGUAUAACGGACACUGUGCUUUUCCUUACUCUUAUUUAUGAUGAAUUUUGAAUCAUCUUAAUUUCUAAAAAAAAAAAUGUUUUUGGAAACAUUUUUGGAAGCUGUGUUGAUUUUCUAUUUGAAUGGAAUGUCAAGAGUGUGUGUUGUUCACUUCCACAAGGCCAAUUGUACUGUGUGGAAACUACAACAGACCAUUUUUGGAGCUGUACCACAAGGUCUGUCAUUUGUAUCCCAAAAACUUCAAAGGCUCAACAUACCUUUUUUUCACUUAAACAGAGGGGCUGCUAUGUUGAAAAUAGAGCCUAUGUCUGAUUUUUUUAUAGAAUAACUUUUUGUUACUCUGAUGUUACAUUGAUAAAUAAUGAUGUUAUUUACCAAUUAAGCUGCUUUACAAACAGUACAAAAAUUCUCAUUGUGUCCCAUGACACCCAGAUGCAAAAAUGUAUACAGUCCACUGAAUUAAUCCAGUCCAAAAAGAUUCAUCCCCAACCUAUUUUUGUUAAAUAAUACAGAUAUGACAAAUGUUUAGUUAUUUAUUUUGCUUGUUUUCAGACUAAAUAAACUUCUACAUGCCAAAAACAAAAA
Trichomycterus rosablanca is the source of this 1070-nucleotide messenger RNA. It is a transcript of the gene golt1ba, whose product is annotated as golgi transport 1Ba. NCBI's taxonomy places the organism in Eukaryota, Metazoa, Chordata, Actinopteri, Siluriformes, Trichomycteridae. The transcript is spliced from 5 exons. Bases 76 to 492 code for a protein of 138 amino acids. The record is from RefSeq and is a predicted model, not a curated record. Gene Ontology annotation, cellular component: membrane; endoplasmic reticulum. Gene Ontology annotation, biological process: retrograde transport, endosome to Golgi; endoplasmic reticulum to Golgi vesicle-mediated transport.